AUGUCUACCGCAGAAAAGUAUUCUGUUAGGGGCGGGAGAAGGGGACGGGGGGGUAAAGGAGGAGGAGGGGGAGGAGGGAGCAGUGCCAAUGGCAAUGGGGGGUCGGGUUCUGGAGGGACAGUCGGGGAUGCGGAGGGCUCCAACACCAGGACGGCAUCUUGGAGGGCUUCCCGGUUGAAGCCAGCUGUUGAUGAGUACGGAUUCGUUAGCAAAGGUUAGUUUCCAAGCCUCUCGACACUUGCUUGCUGGGGAACUGAGGGGGGUGUGGAGCUAAUAGUCGAGUAGGAGAUACUAGGUAUAACUUCCCCUGACCAGUUCGCCCGGUCAAGCACUAACCUGCGCAUCCGAAAAAAAAAAAAAGAUUACUGGAUAAAAAGAACCAGGAAAAGUUAGCCAUCCCCCUGCCCACAAUGAACUAACCCCCUCAGCAAUCCAACUUUCAGAUCCCGACAGCUCACAUGCACCAGGUAUUACGCCGAGAUUGCUGAAAAGUACGUCAAAUUUUGCGGCUCUUCAGAUAGUAGCACAGACCUCGACGUCAAGCUGGCAGCCGCAAUCCCCUCAACGAAUGCAAUAGCAGCCCAGGGUAAAAAUGCCCGCUACGCCGACUCCCAUAACGCCGAACUCGCCAGCAUAAUACUCUCGAUGCGGAAGCUGCGGGAAGGGAUUGUGGGCUCUUCCCGGGUCGAUGCUUUCUCCUCCAAGGCUUACAUGUUUAUGAUCCGGAUAUCAAUCCUCAUGAAGCAUCCGGAUUCAUACCACCCCGCUAUUCAACACUUGCUCUACGAUAUCCACCCGGACGUGCCAUUGUCGGCUAGCGAGAAGCAGGAAUUUGCGGGAUACCUUAUGCUUCAUCUUGCGAGUAAGAUGGAGGCUUAUAACGAGGCAUUCAUGAUCAAGAGGGAGUUUCAGGUUACGGAUUAUAGGAUCCUGCAGGCUCUUGAUGCGAUGAUCCAAGGCAAUUACUGGAGCUUCAGGGCUACGCGGAGGAAGGUGGAUUUGUAUAAAGCCAGGUUAUUGGAGGACGCGGAUCAGCGGAUGAGAGAUCACACGCUGAAAUGUUUGGGGAAGAGCUACUUCACCGUGGAUGUGGGUUACUUGGAGAGCGUCACGGGGACUAAAUGGGAUGGAUUGAAGAAGGAAUGUGGCGUGGGAUGGGAUAUGAACAGUGCUGGAAUCAUCACCAUCAGGAAGCAGAGGAGGCCCGAGCAAAAGGCUGCUCCGCCGACACCGACGGUAAAAGUUGGAUACGAACUCUAA
Molecule: messenger RNA, 1260 nt
Organism: Tuber aestivum (summer truffle)
Lineage: Eukaryota; Fungi; Ascomycota; Pezizomycetes; Pezizales; Tuberaceae
Source: the annotation of a GenBank genome assembly